AAAGUAAAUAAUCUGCGAAAAGAGGAUAUCAGAAACAUCAUCAACACUCUCAAGCUCGUCCAUUUAAAUUACAAGCUUGUACACAUGGAUCUUCGAAAAUACAACUUUCUUCGUAAUGAUAAUGGAGAAAUCGUGAUUAUCGAUUGGGGAUAUAGCGUAACGGAAGGCGAAACUGGGAAUUUUGCGGGUGCACUUGAAUGCAUGCCCGACGAUGUCUUGACAUCAUUGGUCAACGGGGAACAACCAUCUUAUUCACCGAAAAUUGACUUGAUAUGUUUGGCAAAGGCGUUUUACUUGAUGCUUCAUAAACCGGCACAGGUGCUAGUGGAGAGACUUUCCUUUGAUAGAACUCCUAACUUCAAGUUACGGGCGCAAGAUAUAUUGAGCUUUUGGAAGUCUAAUGCGAAAUCAGGAUUGUGGAAUAGAAUUUUUCAAAAAGCAGAAAACUUGAACUACGAUGACCUAAUCAAAGAACUUGAAAAUUUUUUUUAG
Molecule: messenger RNA, 492 nt
Organism: Ambispora leptoticha
Lineage: Eukaryota; Fungi; Glomeromycota; Glomeromycetes; Archaeosporales; Ambisporaceae
Source: the annotation of a GenBank genome assembly